Molecule: messenger RNA, 384 nt
Organism: Peronospora matthiolae
Lineage: Eukaryota; Oomycota; Peronosporomycetes; Peronosporales; Peronosporaceae
Source: the annotation of a GenBank genome assembly
AUGGAGGUGAAGGGGGAGGCGGGAAAAUGCUCUCAAAACUAUCGUGGGGGAGCGUGUUUCCCCGAGAGCCUCUUUGAUCGCGUAACUCUUGCGUUGCGCAGCGACCUCGAGCAUGAGCGGGACAGGCGUCUUCAACUGGCGAACACUGUCUUGAAGCAUCAAUCUGAGUUUGCCUAUGCUCAGCUUGCGAACAAGAGAGCUUUGACAUCUCUUCGUGACGAGCUAAGGGCAGCUCGUGAGAUUGUUGAUCGGUCUCGGGAUGAGAUAACUGCUCUUCAGACCCUUGUUGAUAUCCACCAUCGGGAGCACAAGGCUCUCUGUGGGAUGCUUGAGCGCAAGGGCGUUCUUCAUCGGAAGAAACAGCGUACUGAUGGUACGGCUUAA